Messenger RNA from Monomorium pharaonis (pharaoh ant), 2475 nucleotides. RefSeq names its product cyclin-dependent kinase 1 (gene Cdk1). Bases 734 to 1627 code for a protein of 297 amino acids. The transcript is spliced from 4 exons. Gene Ontology annotation, biological process: mitotic G2 DNA damage checkpoint signaling; G2/M transition of mitotic cell cycle; protein phosphorylation. Gene Ontology annotation, molecular function: cyclin-dependent protein serine/threonine kinase activity; RNA polymerase II CTD heptapeptide repeat kinase activity; ATP binding. NCBI's taxonomy places the organism in Eukaryota, Metazoa, Arthropoda, Insecta, Hymenoptera, Formicidae. The record is from RefSeq and is a predicted model, not a curated record. Gene Ontology annotation, cellular component: nucleus.
UGUUUUUAUCAAGUAGGAUUACUGCACCAGUCAUUAAAAUCUACACAUACCUAAGCACUUUUAAUUGUUUUUAUUAAGUAGGAUUACUGCUCCAGUCAUUAAAAUCUACCCAAUCACCAGUAAAUGUUUAACAAACUGUUUAAGAAAAAUAUUGAGACAAUUUCGAAAAUAAAUGAUAAUAAUUGAUAUUUUUUGGACUUCAAAUUUUUAGACUUUGUUGCAAUAUUUUUUACUUAAAAAAAUAUUAAAGGCAAUAAGAAAAUAUAUUAAAAUAAAUGUUAAAUUAUUUUUGUUUAUUGACUGGUGUGGUGAUUCUAAUAACUUUAUUCAAUAAAAAAGUUUCGAUCUUACCGGAAACUUGAAGUAAUUCUUUCUCAAGAUAUUAAUAUGGUUUUGUGUUUUGGUUAAUAAAAAUUUAAGACAAAUGUAAAUAAGACUUUACUAUUGAAUACCGGCCCAUAAUGAAGAGUUGCGCCAUUGGUGGCAUCCGGAACUGGAAGUAUGCGGUGAAUCCAGCAGUUACGUUCUAGAAAUGAGAGGUCGCUAGCGUGCAGGGAAUGUUUACCAAUAUGGCAUCCGCCGUUUGAUUUGAAUUUGUUCGUUAGGCGACAUACGGCGAGGCUUGUUGUGAGAUACGAAAACUGGAUCGUCUUCGAUCAAAUCGUGGGCAGGUUUUCGCGAAAUCUCAGCAACUGUUGUUGAACUGACGUUCGCGUUCUCUCGGCUGCGCACGAUGGAUAACUUCAUAAAAAUAGAGAAAAUCGGGGAAGGUACAUAUGGAGUAGUGUACAAAGGAAAGCACAAGAAGACUGGAGAAAUAGUAGCUAUGAAGAAGAUUCGCUUGGAAAGCGAAGAUGAGGGAAUACCUUCUACUGCUAUUAGAGAAAUUUCAUUGCUGAAAGAGCUAACUCAUCCAAACAUAGUGAGCUUGAUUGAUGUGUUGAUGGAGGAGUCAAAACUGUAUCUUAUUUUUGAGUAUCUCACUAUGGACUUGAAAAAGUAUAUGGAUAGUCUGGGUAAUAGACUAAUGGAGCCAAAUGUUGUUAAAUCAUAUUUAUAUCAGAUCACACGCGCGAUUCUGUUCUGCCACAAGCGCAGAAUACUGCAUCGUGAUUUGAAACCGCAGAAUUUGCUGAUUGAUAAAACUGGAAUUAUCAAAGUAGCAGAUUUCGGGCUUGGCAGAGCAUUUGGAAUCCCAGUUAGAAUAUAUACACACGAAGUUGUAACUCUAUGGUACAGGGCACCUGAAAUUCUCCUUGGUGCCACUAGAUAUUCAUGCGCGAUCGAUAUGUGGAGUAUUGGCUGUAUCUUUGCAGAAAUGGCAACUAAGAAACCUUUAUUCCAAGGAGACAGCGAGAUUGAUCAACUUUUUAGGAUAUUCCGAAUACUACGAACACCGACGGAAGAGAUCUGGCCAGGCGUAACGCAAUUGUCAGAUUACAAAGCAACAUUUCCAAAUUGGAUGACCAAUAACUUGGAGUUGCAAGUGAAAACGUUGGAUGAGGAUGGAUUGGAUCUGUUGCAAGCUAUGCUUACAUAUGAUCCUGUGUACAGAAUAUCUGCACGGGCGGCAUUACAACAUCCCUAUUUCAACGAUUUGGAUACAUGCAACAUACCCGCUGCGUAAAACGUAGAAGAUACUCGAGGGAAAGAGGCAGAAUUUUGCAUUUUUAAUCGUGUGACUACGUGAAGAGUAUGUCUCGAGGUGUAUUGAAACUUAAUUUAUUUGAGUAAAUGUUUUAAAUUUUAAUCUUUUUAAUUUGAUUAAAGUUUACAUCGUAUCUUUUACUGUAUUUUGAGUAAAGCUCAUUUUAUGUGCGAGCAAAGUGUACGACUUUUAUUAAAUUACAUAAAUUUUAUGCAUAAUAUUUCAUACAUAAGUUACUACUGGAAUAUAAUAAUAGUAUUUUAUGUAACAUAUUGCAUUUAAGUAUUACUUUUAUGCAAUAUUUACAAUAAUUUUAAUUGAUGCCAAUUCCAUAUAUUUGUCUAUAUCUAACAUUUUAUCUUCGCUUGGUAAAUGUUAAUAUUACUACUGUAUGCAAACAUUAUUUUAUUUACUUUUUUACUUUUAUAUUUAAUUUACUUUUACUAUAUAAUAUAAUAUAUGCGUCUCCUACACUGCACAUUGCAUCAAAAACCAAAAGAAAAAUUUUAAUUCUACAUAAUUCUGAUUUGUUAUAUAAGCUGAAAGUUCUUAUCAGUUUUGUGAUUAAUCUUAUUCUCUGAUCUAAAGAAUUUAUCAUAAAUUACUAUGCAAUAAUAUAAAUUAUCAAUAAUUUAAAUAAUAUAAAAAAAGAAAUUGGUUAUUGAUAGGAGACGUGAGAUAAGUCAUUUCUAUUUAUAUUCUAUAGAAUCUACUAUGUUACAUGCCUUAUCAGAAAAUUUACAUACUAUGAGCGUUGGUCGCAUUAAUCUAAGAAUGUUUAAUGUAAAAAUUUUGUAUCUUAUAAAUAAAUCAAUAUAUUAUUGGCA